UAGUUGCUACAAAGAUAAAGGAUGUCCCUGAUGACCAACCGGGCCAGCUCUGCAGGAUCUGAUGGGGGAGGACAGGAAAGGAAGACGCUGACCUCUGCUUGCACAGUUCAGCAAGAGCACAGUUGGCCCGGACGUAGGAUGCCAGAAGCCCAACACUCUGACCCCGGCGAGGAUUUCAGACUGUGAGUCCUACGUGGGCCUGGGACCGUAACUGACCUGACUAAUUUAAAUCCACCCCAGCACUUAGAACAGUGCAUGACAUAAGAACAAGAGCAUUUUGGAGGCAAGGGGAAGGAAAAGUGAGCAUUUCCUCAAAAUGGACAAACAUCUGCUUAUCUUAUUCCUCCUUGGUCUGGUCAUGUCUAAUCUCUGUUUAAUGGCGGCAACCAUACAACAGGGAACAAAUAGAUGUGACAAGAAGAUGCUCGUUACAGCCAGGACUGAGUGCCGAUCUUGUUCUCUAAACUCUCAAAUCAAAUGUCCGGAGGGUUACAUCAAAGUUACCAACGGUUCCUCUGGAACACGAGAUUGCAGAUACCCCCUUGAGAUAAGAACCUACACCUUAUCUCUCCCAGGGUGCCGACAUAUCUGCAGGAAGGAAUAUCUGCAGCCACAGUGCUGUCAAGGACACUGGGGCCCUGACUGCAUGGAGUGCCCUGGAGGAGCGGGAUCACCCUGCCACCAAAGAGGGAGGUGUUCAGAUGGUAUUCAAGGAGACGGAAGCUGUACAUGUCUAGAAGGAUUUGGAGGAACGGCCUGUGAAACAUGUGCUGAGGAUCAUUUGUUUGGACCCAAUUGUACCUCAGUUUGUCAGUGUGUCCACGGAGUGUGCAACAGUGGAAUAAAAGGGGAUGGUGCCUGCACAUGUUAUUCUGCGUAUACAGGGGCUUACUGUGACAAGCCCAUCCCCGAGUGUGAAUCCUUGCAGUGCCCUGAAAACUCCAGGUGCUCCACUUCUAAUGUGGAUGAGUCCAAGUUGGAAUGCAAAUGUGUUCCAAACUACAAAAGAGAUGGCAAACACUGUCAGCCUAUCAACCCAUGUUUACAAAACGUCUGCCACGCUAAUGCUGAUUGUAGCUAUCUGGGACCAAAUCGCCAUAAAUGUUCAUGCCAAGAAGGUUACAAAGGAGAUGGCAAAGUAUGCUUACCGGUGGAUCCUUGUCAGGAGAAUUUUGGAAAUUGCCCAACAAAGUCCACAGUUUGUGUGUUUGAUGGCCCUGGGAAGUCACACUGUGCCUGUAAAGAACACUACAGAAAUUUUGUUCCUGGAAAAGGUUGCAGCAUGACUGAUAUCUGUGAGUCUAGGAACCCCUGUCAUAAGAAUGCCAACUGUACUACAGUUUCACCAGGCCAAACUGAGCAUUCUGAGAAAUAUGUGUGGGCAGAGAGAAGGUGUACUUGCCAGAAGGGCUAUGUGGGUGAUGGGUCACUGUGCUAUGGAAACAUCAUGGAACGACUCAAGGAAUUGAAUACUGAACCCAGGGGACUAUGGCAGGGAAAACUGACAUCUUUUAUAUCAUUGCUUGAUAAAGCCUACGCUUGGCCUCUCAGCAACCUGGGACCGUUCACGGUGCUGGUACCGACAAACAAGGGGUUAAAAGGAAUUGAUGUAAAGGAUCUUUUGACCAAUAAAGAAAAUGCUCAGUACUUUGUAAAGCUUCAUAUAAUUGCUGGUCAGCUGAACUCAGGGGGUUUGAAUAAUACAGAUACAUUUUAUACUUUGACUGGAAAAUCAGGGGAGGUAUUUAGUAGAGAUAAGGAUAAUCAGUUUAAACUUAGACUUUAUGGGGGCAGAAAAAAAGGAAAAAUUGUACAGGGGGAUAUAAUUGCUUCCAAUGGAAUCUUGCAUAUUAUCGAUAAAGCUCUGGACAAGAUGGAGCCCACGUUUGCAAGCAACGCAGAGGAAACUAUAAUGACUAUGCUACAACCAAGGUACAACAAAUUCAGGUCCCUAUUAGAGAAAACCAAUGUGGGACAAGCUUUAGAUGAUGAUGGAGUUGGCGGGCCUUAUACCAUCUUCGUUCCAAGUAAUGAAGCCUUGGAUAACAUGAAAGAUGGUGUUUGGGAUUAUCUACUGUCUCCAGAGGGCUCCAGGAAACUUCUGGAAAUGGUCAGGUACCACAUUGUUCCUUUUACUCAGCUGGAAGUUGCCAACAUUAUCUCAAUCCCCCAUAUCAGGAGCAUGGCCAACCAGAUGAUACAGUUUAACACCACCCUCAGCGGCCAAAUCCUGGUAAAUGGAGCAGCAACAGAAGAAAUUGAAGUUGUGGCCAGAAAUGGCCGAAUUUACACUCUGACUGGUGUUCUUACACCUCCCUCCAUCGUUCCCAUUUUACCCCACAGGUGUGAUGAGACCCAAAAAGAAAUGAAAACGGGUACUUGUUUAAGCUGUUCUUUGGUGUACUGGAGUAUUUGCCCUGCUGACUCAGAACCCACAGCCUUGUUCACCCAUAAAUGUGUCUACACAUCCAAGAUGGGAACCCUGAGAUUUCCCAAAAGUGGCUGUGCCAGAUACUGUAAUGCUACGAUUAAGAUACCAAAGUGUUGCAAAGGCUUCUAUGGUCCAGACUGCAAUCAGUGUCCAGGAGGAUUUUCCAAUCCGUGCUCAGGAAAUGGACAGUGUGCGGAUGGAGUCAGUGGAAAUGGGACUUGUAUGUGUGAUGAUGGAUUUCAGGGCUCUUUUUGCCAGUUUUGCUCUGAUCCCAAUAAAUAUGGCCCUCGAUGUGAAAAAAAAUGUGCAUGUGUUUUUGGAAAAUGUGAUAACAGAAUUGAUAGUGAUGGGAACUGCCUGGCAGGAUCCUGCCAAAGUGGCUAUGCUGGGAAAUUCUGUGACAAGCAGACCACGUCAUGUGGGCCUUUUGUCCAAUUUUGCCACGCCCACGCCAACUGUGAAUACAGCAGUGGUGCCGCAAGCUGUGUUUGCAAACCUGGCUACCAGGGAGAUGGAAUAAUCUGUACAGAAAUAGAUCCUUGUGCUGGUUUAAUCCCGGGAGGUUGUAGCAGCAAUGCAGACUGCAUUAAAACUGGCAUCGGGACUCACUCUUGCGUGUGCCAGCCUGGAUGGACGGGAGAUGGGAGAGAUUGUUCAGAGAUUAACAAUUGUUUGCUGCCAAAUUUUGGAGAGUGUCACACAAAUGCUACUUGUUUGUAUGUGGGCCCAGGACAGCAUGAAUGUGAGUGUAAGAAAGGAUUUCGAGGCAAUGGGAUUGACUGUGAGCCAAUAAAAUCCUGCUUGGAACAAGAAGGAAAAUGUCAUCCAUUAGCGACCUGCCAGUCUACUUCUUCAGGUGUCUGGAACUGUGUUUGUCAAGAUGGAUAUGAGGGUGAUGGUUUUAGGUGCUAUGGAAAUGCAGCAGAAGAGUUGUCAUUUCUAUCAGAAGCAGCUGCAUUUAAUCAAUGGGUGAACGAAGCCUCUGUUCGCCCGAUGCUCACAGCCACUGCCAACCUUACUGUCUUGGUGCCUUCCCAUCAUGCGACUGAGAACAUGGCCCCAGAUGAGAAAACCUUUUGGAUGUCAAAGAAUAAUAUUCCAACUUUAAUAAAGUAUCAUAUAUUAGUGGGAACAUACAGAGUAGCUGACCUUCAGAUCCUGUCCUCUUCAGAUAUGUUGGCAACAUCUCUGCGUGGCAACUUUCUCCAUUUAACUAAAGAAAAUGGGAACAUUACUAUUGAAGGAGCCAGCAUUGUCCAGGGUGAUCAUGCAGCCACCAAUGGAGUUAUACACAUUGUCAGCAAGGUUCUGAUACCCCUAAGAAGUAUGAGUGGCUCAUUACCUACCCUCCUCACACGACUAGACCAGAUGCCUGAAUACUCCAUCUUCAGGGGUUAUAUCAUUCAAUAUAGUCUGGCCAACGCAGUUGAAGCAGCCGAGAGUUACACUGUUUUUGCUCCAAAUAACGAUGCCAUUGAGAAUUACAUCAGAGAAAAAAGGCUUUCUUCUCUAAAUGAAGACAUUCUCCGGUAUCAUAUUGUUCUGGAAGAGAAACUUUUGAAGAAUGACCUGCACAAUGGCAUGCACCGGGAGACAAUGUUGGGGUUUUCCUACCAUGUGGGCUUCUUUCUCCAGAAUGGACAGCUCUAUGUAAAUGAGGCACCUAUAAACUACACAAAUGUUGCUACUGACAAGGGAGUUAUUCAUGGUUUGGGAAGGGUUAUGGAAAUCCAGAAAAACAGAUGCGACAACAACGACACGACAAUAAUACGAGGAAAGUGUGAGAACUGUCUCUUUCGACCAUACUGCCCACCAGGAACCAAAGCUUUAGCUGAAGAGAUGAAGAAAUGCAUCUCCACCAAUUAUUUCAUGGGAAAGAGAUCCAUGUUUCUCGGGUGCCAGCCAAGAUGUGUCAAAACCGUAAUUACAAGAGAAUGCUGUGCAGGUUUCUUUGGUCAGCAGUGCCAGCCUUGCCCAGGAAAAGCUGGGAAUGCCUGCUUUGGAAACGGGAUCUGUUUGGAUGGCGUGAAUGGAACCGGAGUGUGCGAGUGCGAAGAAGGGUUCAGCGGGACGGCCUGUGAGACGUGUACCGACGGCAAAUAUGGCCCCAGCUGUGAUCAGGUGUGUGCUUGUGUCCAUGGGAAGUGUAGCCAGGGAGCAGAGGGAGAUGGCACCUGUGAAUGUGAAGUUGGCUGGAGAGGCGUAAAAUGCGAAAGCGAAAUCAAAGAAGAUGAAUGUAAUGGGACAUGCCACACCAGUGCUAAUUGUCUUACCAAUCCUGAUGGUCCACCGUCCUGCAAGUGUGCAGCUGGCUUUCAAGGGAACGGGACAGCCUGUGCAGCCAUCGACGCCUGUGAAACCCGCAAUGGCGGUUGUUCUGCCAAAGCAGACUGUAGAAGGACCACCCCGGGAAACAGGGUUUGUGUCUGCAAGGCUGGAUACGCUGGAGAUGGAAUUGUGUGUCUUGAAAUCAAUCCUUGUUUGGAAAACAAUGGUGGCUGUGACAAAAAUGCAGAAUGCACUCAAACAGGACCCAAUCAGGCGGUCUGCAAUUGCUUGCGAGCAUAUUCGGGAGAUGGAAAAACAUGUACCCUCAUCAAUAUCUGCCGAACGAAAAAUGGCGGCUGUAGUGAAUUUGCUAUCUGUAACCAUACCGGACUGGAUGAAAGAACUUGCACCUGCAAACCGGACUAUAUUGGGGAUGGCUUCAACUGUCGUGGGACUGUCUAUCAGGAGCUUCCCAAGAAUCCAAGAACAUCCACCUAUUUCUAUCAGCUUCAGGAAAACUUGGUCAGAGACCUGGCCAGCCCAGGCCCUUUCACCAUCUUCGUGCCCUCUUCGGAAGCUUUUGAGGAAUCCCAGGUUAAAGACUGGACAACCAAGGGAAUAAUGCCCCAGAUUCUUCGGUAUCACAUGGUAGCCUGCAACCGCCUGCUCUUUGAUGACCUGAAGUCGACCCCAAAUAUUACAUCUCUCCAAGGGGAAAUGCUCAAGAUCACCUUCUCUCAGGAUACAGUAUAUUUAAAUGGCAAAGCUAAGAUCAUAUCCAGUGAUGCCAUCAGCACCAAUGGUGUUAUUCAUGUUAUAGACAAGCUAUUAAUUCCCCAAAACACGCAGGUCAUCCUCAAGGAUACAUCAGGAAAUAAUCGGGAGAAUCUUACAACAGUGGCUACAAGCAAUGGAUAUAGCAAAUUUAGCAAGCUACUGCAGGAUGCAGGUUUGCUGAGGCUUAUCAAUGAUCCCAUUCAUGAGCCUGUCACUUUGUUCUGGCCAACUGAUGAGGCUCUUGGUCAAAUGCCCAUGGAACAGCAGGAUUUCCUGUUUGGCAGUGACAAUAAGGACAAGCUGAAAGAGUACUUAAAAUUCCAUAUCAUCAGAGAUGCCAAGAUUUUAGCUGUGGAUCUCCCUAGUGUGGUUUCUCGAAAGACUCUUCAAGGUUCCGAAAUCAGUGUGAAAUGUGGAGAUGAUAACAAUAUUGGUGAGCUGUUUCUGAAUGACAGGAAGUGUAAGAUUGUGCAGCGACAGCUUGAGUUUGACAGUGGCAUUGCUUAUGGCAUUGACUGCAUGUUGAUGGACCCCAGCCUGGGCGGUCGUUGUGACAAUUUCAUCACCUUCAAAGUGUCGGGGGAAUGUGGUAGCUGUUAUAAUACUCCUGGCUGCCCUGUCUGGAGUAAACCAAAGGGAGUGAGACAAAAAUGUUCUUAUAACCUGCUCUUCAGAAGGAAUUUAGAUGGCUGCCGUCAGGUGUGUACCAUGGUCAUGCGUGUGCCCAAGUGCUGUAAGGGUUACUUUGGCCGAGACUGCCAAGCCUGCCCUGGAGGACCUGAGAACCCUUGUAAUAACCGGGGUAUCUGCACUGAUGAGUACUUUGGAGCAGGAGAAUGCAGGUGUAACACAGGCUUCAACGGGACUGCAUGUGAACUGUGUUUGCCCGGAAGAUACGGGACAGACUGUAAACCCUGCGAGUGUUCUGGACACGGACAAUGCGACGAUGGGGCCUCCGGCUCGGGACGAUGUUUUUGUGAAACCGGAUGGACUGGCCGGUUCUGCGACACCAAAUUAGCUUUGCCACCAAAAUGCUCACCUCCUUGCUCUAACCAUGCCGUCUGCAAAGAAAACAACACCUGUGAAUGUAACCUGAAUUAUGAAGGAGAUGGAAUAACAUGUACAGUUGUGAAUUUUUGUGCGCAGAACAAUGGAGGCUGCUCAAAGGUUUCCAAGUGUUCUCAGAAGGGCACAAAGGUCACCUGCACCUGCCAGAAGGGCUACAGGGGAGAUGGCCACACCUGCAUCCCAGUGGAUCCCUGUGCAGAUGGAUUUAACGGGGGUUGCCAUGAGCAUGCCAUCUGUACAAUGACGGGACCGGGCAAAAACAAAUGUGAAUGUAAAAGUAACUAUGUUGGGGACGGGCUGGACUGUGCCGUGAUGCAGUUCCCCAUCGAUCGCUGCUUGCAGGGCAAUGGGCAGUGCCACGCCGAUGCCAACUGUGCCGAUCUCCAUUUCCAGGAUUCUUCAGUUGGAGUCUUUCAUCUGCGUUCUCCCCAAGGCCAAUAUAAGUUGACUUAUGACAAAGCCAAGGAAGCCUGUGCCAAUGAAGAAGCAACAGUAGCCACAUAUAAUCAGCUCUCCUAUGCUCAGAAGGCUAAUUACCACUUUUGCGCAGCAGGCUGGCUAGAUAAUGGAAGAGUAGGUUAUCCAACUGCCUACUCUAACCCAAACUGCGGAUCCGGAUUUGUUGGAAUAGUUGACUAUGGGCCUAGAGUCAAUCGGAGUGAAAUGUGGGAUGUAUUCUGUUACAGAGUCAAAGAUGUGAAUUGUACCUGUAAACCAGGCUAUGUGGGAGAUGGCUUUGCAUGUAGCGGGAACCUGCUGCAGGUUUUGAUGACUUUCCCCAUGUUCACAAACUUUCUGAUGGAUGUCCUAGAGUAUUCUAAUAGUUCAGCAAAAGGCAAAGAAUUCCUGAAACAUCUUACUGACCUGUCCAGUCAAGGUACUUUCUUCGUCCCAAAUAAUGAUGGGCUCAAGGAAAAUGAAACACUUUCUGGGAGAGACAUUGAGUAUCAUCUGUCGAACGUCAGCACCUUGUUUUAUGAUGACUUGGUUAACGGGACCACUCUUCAGACCAGGAUAGGAAGCCAGCUGCUAAUUACAUUUGGCCAAGACCCACCCAAUACAAAUGAGACGAGAUUUGUUGAUGGCAAAGCUAUUCUCCAGUGGGACAUUUAUGCUUCAAAUGGGAUCAUCCAUGUCAUUUCUGAGCCUCUAAGGGCUCCCCCUGCACCAGCUGCUUCUGUCCAUGCUGGAGUUGGAGCUGGGAUAUUCUUUACCAUCACCCUGAUUCUCGGAGGCAUCGCUUUCGCUGGGUAUUCAUACCUCAGGUUCAGCCGGAGGACCACUGGCUUCCAGCAUUUUGAGUCAGAAGAGGAUAUAACCGUUUCAACCCUGGACAAACCCUCGAAUAUCUCUAAUCCCAUGUAUGAAAGUUCUACAUCAUCUCCACUGGAAGCCACCGAAGACCCUUUUUGCGAAUCCGACGAACAGCAGCUUGUGACAAGCGGAGCUCAUGGCGAGCUUUGAGAGGAACUGAAAUGGGACUUGUUGGAUGUGCAACACUAAUUUUGGUCAGCAGAGCCUCCAAUUAGUAUUUACUGUGAAUUUUCAAAUGCCAGUCAGUUUCAGGAAAGUAAGGCCCUCUAAAAUAUUAGAGAUUCUGCAGAUCCAGACCCUCAUUUGUCUGUCUGGGUUGUUUUUUGUUGUUGUUCAGAAAUGGAAAGAGAACAUACUGAAUUUCUGCCUGUGGCUAAAGAAGGGCAGCAACUAUUUUUUUUUUUUUAACAUACUGGAGAUGGGACAAAACCAUAAAACAGAAAAAUAUUUUCAGCUGGGUCGAUCUGAAACCUUAACCACAAAAUCCUUUUCUUCUGAAGACAGCACUUUGUUAUGAGUACACUUUACCUCUUGGGACCUCCUCCCAUAAUAAUGUACUGGCUGCAUCUUGCUUAUAAUGACUAUUUUCCCUUGGGGACUGUGUUCUGGGUGUGUGCACUUUUUCAAUCUUUCAUUGCUCAUAUUUCCCAAAUGCAAUGCUUAUUUGCAAAAAACAACUUUUGUUAAGUCCA
This is a messenger RNA of Ornithorhynchus anatinus (platypus), 8550 nucleotides long. RefSeq names its product stabilin 2 (gene STAB2). The record is from RefSeq and is a predicted model, not a curated record. Gene Ontology annotation, biological process: cell adhesion. The coding region runs from base 317 to 8008 and encodes 2563 amino acids. NCBI's taxonomy places the organism in Eukaryota, Metazoa, Chordata, Mammalia, Monotremata, Ornithorhynchidae. Gene Ontology annotation, molecular function: calcium ion binding; hyaluronic acid binding. The transcript is spliced from 72 exons.